AUGAUUUCUGAAGACACAGCCCUGGAUAAGAACACCCAUGAGUCUGUCAGCGCCCAGAUCGAAAAGAAGAACACAUGGAGGCAAGCGUUUAAUGCCACAGCGGUGGUCCUUCACAUGAGGCAUCUCCAGCUGGGUAACAGUCAGGAAGCUCCCAGCCUGUCCCCUCUGCCGAGCCCCUGUAGAAGACACCUGUUGCUGGCUGAGAAGGAAUACACAGAACUCCUGGAACUGGACUUGGCUCCUAAAUGGGACGUAGUUGGAGAAGUGUCUGGAGCACUCAGCGCCAACAGCGACCUGCGUCUGGGACUGUACCACUCCCUGUUUGACUGGUUUAACCCGCUUUACAAGCAGGACGCUGCCAACCUGUACACUACCAACCUCUUCCCCACCACUAAGACGCUGCCCGAGCUCUAUGAGAUCAUCAACAAGUACAAGCCGGAGCUGCUGUGGUCCGAUGGAGACGGGGAUGCUCCUGAUAAAUACUGGAACAGCACCGGAUUCCUGGCUUGGCUAUACAACGAGAGCCCAGUGCGAGAGACCGUGGUGACCAAUGAUCGUUGGGGUUACGGCAGUAUCUUUACCCAUGGAGGCUACUACACCUGCGCUGAUCGCUACCAGCCCGGACAAGACAAAGGUUCCUGGGGUUACAGGAGAAACGCCCAGCUUAAAGACUACUUCACUAUCGAGCAGCUUGUGGGGGUCAGUUUUAAAUGGUUCUGAAAGCAAUUUAUUUUA
Messenger RNA from Salmo salar (Atlantic salmon), 735 nucleotides. Lineage: Eukaryota; Metazoa; Chordata; Actinopteri; Salmoniformes; Salmonidae. The record is from RefSeq and is a predicted model, not a curated record.